Molecule: messenger RNA, 3959 nt
Organism: Trichobilharzia szidati
Lineage: Eukaryota; Metazoa; Platyhelminthes; Trematoda; Strigeidida; Schistosomatidae
Source: the annotation of a GenBank genome assembly
AUGAAUGCUUUAAUACAAAUAAGUAAAGAGAAAAUGUUGAUUAUGCCAAAACGUGUCAAUUGGUCACUUGCUACUACAAACAAUCAUAAAAAUUUGACAAUACACCAAAAAUUUAUUGAUGUUAACAAUUUAAUCAAAUCAUCAUCAUCAUCAUCACCAUCAUCAAAUUUAAUCAAUAAAGAAUCGAUUGAACAUACUCAUGUUUGUACAAGUGAUCCUAAUGAUAAUAUGGCAGAUAUUAAUCAUAUUAAAAGUAGUAGUAAUAAUAAUAAUCAUAAUAAUAAAAAUAAUGGUAACAAUAAAGGAGUGGAUAGUCAUGAUGCUGUGCAUUGUAAUGGUUAUAUAAGAGACUGGGUUGGAUUAUCGAUCGAUGACAAAGGUGGUUGUGAGCAAAAUGAUGAUCUAAUGCUGAACAACAUAUCCAAUAGUCAGUGUUUACCUGUCCCUACAACAACUGUUAACGGAGAUCAUGUUAACAGUUGCCAUGAUAACUGUCAAACAGGAAGUAUUCGUAUAGCUUUUGUUCGUCGAGAAUCCUCUGAAUGCGGUAAUUCAAUAGCACCACAUUUUAUUCAGAAUAAAUAUUCACCUGCUAAACUGCGCAGAUCACGACUUCGUGGAACAGAUCAUUUAGUGAUAAAAUUUAAAAGAAAUUCUCUUUCAAAAGAUUAUUAUCCUAAUGAAAUAGUCACGAAUUCUUUUGCACAAUCGGUUUGUGAUAAAUUUUGUAAUUACAACAGUAAUAAUAAUAAUACCCUUUCGACACCUUCUACUGUUACCGCCUCAAAUAAUCCUACUGAUACAACGACAACUGACACAAUAGCCAGCAUAACUUCUGCCAAUAACAACAACAACAACUGUAGCACUGAUAAACAACGAAUUCGAUGUGAUCAAAAUAAAAUUCUAUGCAUUUUAACAUCACCGCUUAACUAUUCUUCAAAUUAUUAUCCAAGGAAUACAUGCUAUGACAGCAAUCGUCUGCUAUCGCCUACAACACUGACUUCGUCAUCUAUUGCCUCCAGAGUGAAAUGGGGAGCUAAUUUAACCUUACAGACUAACUAUACCAGUGCUAAUCAUGACACGAAUGGUAUAAAAGUAUCUUCUCCUAUUAUUAGUCAGUAUAAUUCGGAGAUAAAUUCAAAAGAAUCUAAUCAAUAUUUUAAUAGUUUUAAUAAUCUAUCAUCCGUGAUGAUGAGAAAAGCUACACACGAUGAAUUUGAUAAGAUAAUUCUACAUCCCAGGCCAAGGAUACCACCGAAACGUUUAGAUUUAGCUAAUCAAGAUCUUGAAUUAGCUUUGAAAAGGAGUCUCAGUGAUUGUACAAUGCAAGUAUCCAAUAAGCGUUAUUACAACAAUUCUAUCAAGAAGUCUUUAGCAUAUACAGCAAGAAUAAAAAACCAGCACAAUACAAACAGAGAGUCAACAAAUGAAAAUCUUGCCCGUCGAAGGAAAACUGUAUUGCGUACAAAAAGAAGACGACAUCGACCAUUUACUACACGUCGUCAAAAGUCAAGAAGUGGCAAUAUUAAAAUUCCACACAAAUUCACUGGUGACUCUGUUACAACAAUGUCAGCAGAUAACAGUUUCACGUCAAUUUAUUCAUCACAAAGUAUUUCAGACGAUUCUUUGCUGAAUGAAUCAGAUGAAAAAAAUAAGACAAUCAAUGGACAAAUAUCACGUCUUCCAUUACCAAAGCUUACUUUAGCUAAAAAUAGAGAUGGUGAAUUCAAUGUGGUUGAAAAUCGUGAAGAAAACACUGUCAAAGGAAUCUCUGAUGCUACCGAUGAAGAGUAUAAACCUGCUACUCAAAGAAUUACUAAUAGUACAAGUAAUGACUCUGAAAGUACAGAUGUUAGUGAUAGUUAUACACCAGUGAAUAAUUCAUUAGGUAAUACAACAGAAUUAUGUAAAUCUUCAAAACGUAAAUGUGUAAAUAAACAACGGACAAAUUGUCUUUCGAAUAAACGAAUGAAAAAUAGAACAUCUCAAGAGAGUUCAGAAGACGAUCAAAAGUCGAAUGCUGAUGGUAGUGUAUACGAUCUUAACAGUGAAGAAGUGAAACAAGACAUGAACGCAAAGCAUAAUUUAUCCAGUUGUGUAUCCAGUUCUGAAGGAAUAAAAACUACGCAAUGCGAAAUACCAAAUGUUGUUGUGACACCAUCGCAAUCUGUUAAUUCACUGUCAAAUUCAUCAGCAUUUCUACCUGAACUAACAAUAACUCCUAGAGUCGAAGAAUCCAAAAACUCGCCAAUCUGCUUCACCACUGUGGAAUCUGUACAGUCUGGAGCAAAUAAUUUGCCAGUGAGCUCAUAUUUCCCUUCAACAAAUAAUGCCAUUCCCUCCAGUCAUCCCAUCUGUUCGACCAGUAGCAAUCAAAGUUUUACGUAUUUAUCUCCAAUACAACCUGUUACAAUGUGGAGUCGUUUAGCCAGUCCUUUGCCUGCACCAGACCCACCUACUAAACUUUUCAAUACUAAACGUAUUCCUGCACAUCAUCAAUCUGUUAAUAAUAAUAAUAAUAAAUGUCAACCGUUUCCAAUGAUAAUACCAGCUAAUUCUGUGGUGUGUGGUAAUCAAAUGACAUCACAACUGCCUCAAUAUCUCACUCCAAAUCCAAAUCGUACAAGUAUUCCGAUUCCUAUUCAUUCAACGACUAAUUUGCCUUCAGAUGUACUGUUUAACCGUAAUGCAAAUAUGAACUUGUCAGGGUUGACUACAAAUCCAGUGCACUUCAAUUCAACAUUUUGUAAUAAUUUCCCUUCCUUAAACGACCUGAAUUCCAAACAGAUUUUACAGAACUGUAACAAAAUUCAGUUGACCAAUCAAGGCUGUUCAUCAUCUUUUCCUAAUGCUGCUAUUCAUCCUUCAUUACCUCCGGUAGGAUUACCGUUACAACAACAACAACAACAGGCACCAUUAAGACUGCCUACACAACUACCACAUUCGUUGUCUUUCCCUUAUGCUGCUCCUUCUUCUUCAUCUUCUUCUUCUGCAUAUACAUUCAAUGGAAAUCAAACGUCGUGGUCAUCUUCAAUUGACCAGUUCAUAAAUCACCUGUCAAAUCCUUAUAUUUCAAACAUAUCUGAAAAUAUCCCUGUAUGUUAUGGGACAUCAGUGGUAUUGCCUCCAGGAAAUUCAGUGUUAAACACUAACCCUACUCAUAAUAUUAAUAGUAGUAAUUGUAACAAUCAGAACAAUUUUGUAUCGUAUCCAUUUUUUAUACCUCAUCCAAUACUUAGAAAUAUUUCACAAUCUAAUAAUAAUCCAUCGUUGUCAACGCCUGUACCUGGAUCAUAUCCAGCUUCUUUACAAUCUGUCUUAGGCACAUCCUUUAUGUUAGGCGGACAAAAUUAUAAUAACAAUAACACUACCAAUGUUCAAAACUAUGCCUGGAUCCCACCAUCGUUUUAAGCGUACCAAUAGCUAAGCUGGUCAGCUGUAUCUACAUAAUUAUUUGUAUAUAAGUAUAUAUGUGUCUGUACGUAUAUGAUUGAGUGCAUAAUCGUCGAGUUAUGUGCCUAGUUCUCUCCUGCAAUCUUGUGAUUAAUCUAUUCUGUUAGUAAUAGAUGGCGCUUCAUUUCAACACAUAAGCCUUAUGCGUGUGUAUGUGUGGUGUACAUAAAAGAUGUGUAUAUUUUUCCUUAUGCUCCUUUUUCUUCCAUAUAUAUUUGUAAAUAUAUUUGCGCAGGUUUUUCACCUCCAUCUUAGUUCCUCUACUUGCUAAUACAAAAACUUGACAGACGGUAUAUUUUCUGUUUAGCUGUAUCUACCAAGGAGAUUGAUAAUACAUUGAAAUACAUUUUUUUUUAUGAAUUCUUAUUCUUUUCAUUAUAAUAAAGGUUUUUCGUAUUUCCCAAUGAAUGAAAAACAAAACGAUGCUAUUGUUUUUACUGACGUUUCGCUAUUUAAUGCUAAAGCUUUAUCAAAGUAUUAUUAAACUGGAAUUUACAAAAUCUCAG